This is a messenger RNA of Saccharomyces cerevisiae S288C, 765 nucleotides long. It is a transcript of the gene ALF1, whose product is annotated as Alf1p. The record is from RefSeq and is marked reviewed. Gene Ontology annotation, cellular component: cytoskeleton; cytoplasm. The transcript has a single exon. Lineage: Eukaryota; Fungi; Ascomycota; Saccharomycetes; Saccharomycetales; Saccharomycetaceae. Bases 1 to 765 code for a protein of 254 amino acids.
AUGGUUAGAGUUGUCAUAGAGAGUGAAUUGGUCCGUACAGAAAAGGAAUUACCAAAUUCGCUUAAAUUAAGGCAGUUCAAGGACCGAUUGUACCAUGUUACCGGAGUGGAACCAGAGGAUAUGGAAAUAGUUGUGAAAAGACAGUACGACAACAAGGAGAUAUAUAGUACUAAAAAGGGGGGUGCCUAUUCAAAUGAGGAUGAAGAUGCCAACUUCCUAAAAGGAGAGGAGGAGCUUAUUGUGGUUGUUACAGACUCUAAUGCCCAAUCAAUCUCUAACCAGCUGGCCACGCAAGCGGAAGGAAUCCCCUCAAUGGAAGUAAUUAGCGAGGAGGAUUAUUUGCGAAGGGAUCAAUCCGUAUUACGAUGGAAGAUGGCUCACGGCUAUGGUAGGUUUAAUGCUGCACAGCAGAGCCAGCGCGCUGCGCUGGCAAAGCAGGACGAAGCAUAUGCCCGAGAGCAAUUAACGGCGGCUAUCGGCCGCCACUGUCGUGUCACAGUAGACGGGAGCGCUCCACGUGAGGCCAUUUUACGGUACGUAGGACCACUACCGUUGGACGUGAUGGGCACAUGGUGCGGUGUGGAAUUCCCGGAAGCCGCAGGCAAAAACGAUGGGCGCAUAAAUGGGGUAACACUGUUUGGGCCUGUGGCGCCGGGUCACGGAUCGUUUGUGCGUCCGCGGGCUGUGGAAAUUCUAUCAAAAGACGAAGAAUCCGCCGAGGUGGAAGACGUCCAUGAUGACGUGGAGAGCGAUGAUGAAAUUUGA